Messenger RNA from Heterocephalus glaber (naked mole-rat), 1556 nucleotides. RefSeq names its product CD8 subunit alpha (gene Cd8a). Gene Ontology annotation, biological process: T cell mediated immunity; cell surface receptor signaling pathway; cytotoxic T cell differentiation. The record is from RefSeq and is a predicted model, not a curated record. Gene Ontology annotation, cellular component: external side of plasma membrane. Lineage: Eukaryota; Metazoa; Chordata; Mammalia; Rodentia; Bathyergidae.
CACAGCCACCAAAGAGCCGUGUCCAUGGCCAUUUCCAAGCUCUUUUCCCUGGCCCCAAGCCCACAGCUCUCCGUGCCCACAGUUGCUCUGCCAGGUCCCUUUCACAGCUCCCAGGCCCCCACAUGCUCUCUGGGCUGGAAGGUGACAACCGCGAAAAGAGGGCGACACUCUCCACGGCGGGGGCUUCGGGUGACAUCACAUCCUCCAAACUCCACGUCGGGCCGCAGCCGGCCGAAGGGUGCAACUUCCCCCCUCCGAGGGCCCUGGUUCCUGGGCGGCUUCCCUCGCGCCCGGCUUUAGGCUUCGCCCUUCGAGGAGGAGCGCGCUCCAUGGCCCCGCGGGUGACCUCCUGGCUGCUGCUGCAGGUGGCCUUGCUGCUCGACGCCGCCGAAGCCCAAGGGCCCAACCAGUUCCGAAUGUCGCCGCCGAAGCUGGUCGCGGGGGUCGGCGAGACGGUGACGCUGCGCUGCGAGGUGCUGAUGCGCAACGUGCUGCAGGGCUGCUCCUGGCUCUUCCAGCCGCACGGCGCCACCCGCAGUCCCACCUUCCUCCUGUACCAGUCGGGGUCGCGGCCCAAGCUGGCCCCGGGUCUGGACGAGAAGAGAUUCACCAGCACGAAGAGCAGUAACACGUACACCCUCACCGUGAGCGGCUUCCGUGAGCAGGACGAAGGCUACUAUUUCUGCUUGGUCGUCGCCAACACGAUUCUCCACUUCAGCCCCUUCCUUCCUGUCUUUCUGCCAGCUGCUCCCACCACCACGCCCGCUCCGCCUCCCCCCACUCAGGUGCCCAGCGCGUUGUCCCCGUCUGUGCGCCCAGAGACUUGUGUGCUCUCCAAGGGCGGCAAAGCGCACACAAGGUGGCUGGAUCUCACCUGCGAUGUCUACAUCUGGGCGCCCUUGGCCGGCACCUGCGCUGUCCUUCUGCUGUCCCUGGUCCUCGCUGUCAUCUUCCUCCGCAGGAACAGACGUCGCGUUUGCAAAUGUCCUAGGCCUCAAGUCAGACCUGGAGGCAAGCCCAGCCCUUCAGGGAAAUUCGUCUAACAUGGCACUCAGCCUGUGUGACAGCCACUACAUGCCUUCAUACUGAGAUGGUCCCUUGGAGAGCAAGUGCUUCUCUUUUGGGUUUUCCAGUCUUCCUUCCCAUGUACUCAUUCUUAUUAUUAUUUUAGUGGGGGGUGGGGUGGGAAGAGUUACUUUUUCUUCAUGCUAUUUACUUUGACAAAAAACAAAACCAUUGAGUGUCUACAGUUCACUGCAAGAGUCACAGUACUGUUGCACAUACUGGAGGGUAGAGGUAAGAAGCCAGGUUCUCAGAUGCUGGAAUUCACUCUUCCACCCACUUGUGUGGCAGUGGCACCCUAUGGCCAUCCCUCCCUAAUCACUCUCCUCUACCCACUUGGGCUCAGGUGCCACCCUAAGAGCAUUCUAUAUAAACUCAGAUCAAAGCACAUGCAACCCCUUUCAAAAGUCUGAUGCAUCAGCCCCGCCUGCAGUUCCUUUUCUGUUGUCCAUUUCUGUCUGUCACCUUCAAUAAACACAGCUGCUUUUCCCUCA